Dendrobium catenatum is the source of this 1885-nucleotide messenger RNA. Its product is annotated as nuclear pore complex protein NUP50A. Gene Ontology annotation, molecular function: GTPase activator activity. Gene Ontology annotation, biological process: intracellular transport. NCBI's taxonomy places the organism in Eukaryota, Viridiplantae, Streptophyta, Magnoliopsida, Asparagales, Orchidaceae. The record is from RefSeq and is a predicted model, not a curated record. Gene Ontology annotation, cellular component: cytoplasm; nuclear pore. The coding region runs from base 196 to 1575 and encodes 459 amino acids. The transcript is spliced from 2 exons.
CAUAAAACAUAAUACCACGUGGACGGCGGAUAUACUAUUUUAUGCUUCGGUCUCCUUCUGAUGCACAUCUGCUUCUUGACGGAGGUGGCGGAACCCUUCUGCGCGAAAGAAGAACGGAACCCUAAUAAACUUCUGGUGGAGUGUAUUUCUUCUUCAGCAUCACCCAUUUUUAACAGUUUUUGUGGUUUUAGUUAAAUGGCUGAUGCUGAAAAUGCUGUAUCUUCAUCAAAGAAGAGGGUUGCAGGGAGGCAGAUCUCUAAAGAUAAUCCGGAGCUUGAUGAUGACACUUCGGAAUCAGAGAUGGGAACUUUCCAAAAGGCCAGUGAAGAAGUGCUGGCAACUAGGAGAAUUGUGAAAGUUCGACGUCAACAGCCUGUAUCAAGUGUUUCAUCAAAUCCUUUUGCUGGGAUCCGCUUGGUUUCCUCAACUGAACCAAAUGUAAAAGCAGUUGCUCAAGUUGAGCCUCAAAACCCUGCCGCCGACAUAACUGUUUUAGAAGAAUCGAACAGUGCUAGUGAUAAACACGGAGAACACAAUGAGAUUAAAAGUGGUGUUUUGUUUGAUGAGCCAAAUGGAGCAGGAAAGACCAAUAAUCAUUCAGAAUGCAAUACUGGUACAAGGGAAUCUACUAACAAUGAAAUAGUGAGCAACACUGCAGUGGAAGAAGUGUUUCAAUCAUUGGAACCUGCUGUAGGGGUAACAUACGACAAUAAUGGAGCUGAUGGACAAUUGAGGGGCGAUCUGGAUGACCAAAACACUGAAGAAGCUGAUGGCCAAGCUGUAGAAAAACCCAAGGACGUUUGUGAAGAAACCCAGAAGGAAGAUGGAAAAAUAUCUGGGAAGGAAGUUGCAGAAAUCGAAAAAAGGGAGGCAGAGGAAAAUGAUAUGAAAGAAUCGUCAGGCACUGCUUCAACUUUUAGUUCGUUUCAGCACCUGUCUAGCAGCCAAAAUGCCUUUACUAGCCUUUCGGGAACUGGCUUUGGAACUUCCUCAUUUUCCUUCGGGUCAGUAAAGGAGGGUUCUGUUUUUGGUUCCUUCAGUUUUGCGAGCUCUAACAAUGGAACUUCUUCCUUGCCCCUAUUUGGUUUUUCUGGGAUUGAUGCUGGUAAGACUGGAGCAGAUGGUGGACCUUCAUUGCAGGAGGUUGCUGUUGAGACAGGCGAGGAGAAUGAGAACUCAGUAUUUACUGCAGAUGCUACACUUUAUGAAUAUCUAGAUGGUUCUUGGAAAGAACGAGGAAGGGGUGAAAUUAAGGUGAAUACUUCUAUGUCAGGUGAGAAGGCAAGGCUUGUAAUGAGGGCUAGGGGUAAUUACAGAUUGAUUUUGAAUGCUAGCCUUUACCCAGACAUGACACUGGCCAAUAUGGAUAAGAAAGGCAUUACUUUUUCCUGUAUCAAUAUUGCUGGUGAAGGGCGGUCUGGUCUUACUACGUGUGCUCUGAAAUUUAAAGACAGUAGUUUUGUGGAGGAGUUCAGUGGUGUUGUGACCGAACAUAAGGGGAAAAAGGCUAUUGCGCUGAAGACACCUGAGAAUUCUCCAAAGGCUUCUGAUGAGCAGAGGGAAGAUUUUGUGUGAUAGUAGUUAAACUAUCAUAAAUUCAUUAGUAGACUCCUGCGAAGGUUUAAGCCAAUAUUAUCUGUCUUAUGCUUGAGCUAUUGGAUGCUGGAAUCCUUUUGAGUUUUCUUUCUGCAGUCAGUGUAUCAAUUAUUGUUCCACCUUUUUGCUGAUCUCUUAGUUUGCUGAACACUCUUAUUCAUUUGGCAACCUGGUCAUGUAUCAAUAGUUUUUCUUUUUUGUUCUUUCUCUGGUUUUGAUAAGCACUAUAUGUGUUGGAUCCAUGAUAUACAUUAAAACCAGAAAGUUAUCAAACCUUUCUUUUUCCGAA